Coregonus sp. 'balchen' is the source of this 5119-nucleotide messenger RNA. The record is from the annotation of a GenBank genome assembly. Lineage: Eukaryota; Metazoa; Chordata; Actinopteri; Salmoniformes; Salmonidae.
GACAGAGAAAAUAAGCACGAGUCAAAGUUUGCACAGUAGCACGUGGAUUUUUGGAGAUGUUCCUUCUGGAGCUCAGUCACUUGUCAGCGCUGGUCACAGCGCUCACAUCUGUGCUCUCCGCCCUGAUCCUGCUUGCAGUCUCCAGGCAACUGUGGACCUUCCGGUGGACCAUUACGCGGGACAUGGAGUGCAAGUUGCCGCUACCCAAUGGGUCCAUGGGCUGGCCGCUGGUGGGAGAAACUUUCCACUGGCUCUUUCAGGUAUGAGGAGUAUUGUUUAUUUCUUACAAGAGUUCCAAGAUAGGCUAUAUGCGCCUUUUAUGCGACGUAUGUCACCAUGCAUGUGAUGAGCUAAAGAGUUUGUUUGUGUUAAUAAUGUGCAAAGAAAUAGCACACAACUUUGUGCAGUAUACUGUAUACUGAAUAUAAUGCGUCAAUGGUACUAUACUUGUGUGGACUUGAUGAGCGUGUGUAAUUCAUUCUUUCGGUGAAAAACAGACGUUUUCACUUCAAUUCCACACCGCUUUCCUGUAGGAAUGCAUCCCGCUUCCAGACUGGGCGUAAACUAGGAGGCACGGGGUAGAGCCUUAAGGCUAUGCGUAGAACGCGCCCUCUUUAUACACAUGAAAUUAACACCUCCUUUACCGCUUUUGUGUGUGUUUGUGUUUUAUGACAGGGGUCCAACUUCCACAUCUCCAGGAGAGAGAAGCAUGGCAACGUUUUUAAAACUCACCUUUUAGGAAAGCCUGUUAUCCGGGUGACUGGUGCCGAAAACAUCCGUAAAAUCUUGCUUGGAGAACACAACUUGGUUUGCACGCAGUGGCCUCAGAGCACCCGGAUAAUCCUGGGACCCGACACCCUGGUCAAUUCUAUCGGAGAUCUGCACAAGAAGAAGAGAAAAGUAAGGAUGAAAUAAAGAUUAGUAAAAACCUGUAGGGGACAUAACUUGGUGAGGUAUGAUCAUCUUCUAGGCCUGUUACUCGCCAGAGAGGCAAUUCAAGGCAAUAAAAUAUGCACAUAAUUCCCUGCUGUUGUUAUUGAGUUAUUACAUAUAGGUAAUAACUAGAGAAGUAUCGGGAUAAUUAAUUUCGUCUCAAGUAUUAUUCAAUUGUUGUCUGGAGUGCCUUGUAGCCAACCAGGUGAUACGUUUUUAUUAUGCUUUCCUUUCCUUUAAGAUCUUGGCAAAAGUGUUUAGCCGCGGGGCCUUGGAGACUUACCUACCUCGCUUGCAAGAUGUUGUCAAGUCUGAAAUUGCAAAGUGGUGCUCGGAGCCCGGCCCAGUGAAUGUUUACGUCUCAGCCAAGUCUCUCACAUUUCGCAUUGCUGUCAGAGUCUUGUUGGGACUGAAGAUGGAGGAAAAACGCAUAGUUUACCUUUCUAAGAUCUUUGAGCAACUCAUGAACAACCUCUUCUCACUACCAAUUGACGCACCUAUGAGUGGCCUCCGCAAAGUGAGUAGGCCUAUAGCCAACAAUGUUAUAAUGCUGUAAAAUUAUUCGCAUAUUUCAUUUAUGUUUUAAUCAUUGUAAAAAUGAUAGUCCUGAGAAAUGAUAACCCAGAAAUUAUAAUACGUUUAUUUAUUAUCAAUAUCUUUACAUGUUUUCAAAAAAAUAAUUGUAGCCUAAUUCAUAUUGUAUGGUGUGGCACGAUAACAAACUAUUUUGCUAACUUGCAUGGGUAACAAAAAACAUGCACAUCACAUUAACUCCCAAUAUGUUAUUAGAAUAGAAUGGAAAAUAAUACAUAUAAUUUCAAACACUGGAUGGAAAUAUCCCAUCAAAGCAGCUAAAAAUCCAUUAGAAGCCAUGCUGAUGUAUGUUUUACUCUUAGGGAAUAGAAGCCCGGGAAAUCCUACAUGCGUGCAUGGAGAAAAUCAUAGAGGAGAAAAUGCAGAAACAACAGACUGGGGAGUACUACGAUGCUUUCGAUUACAUGUUGAUCAAUGCCAAGGAAAACGGAAAUGAACUCAGCAUGCAGGAGUUAAAGGUAAAUUAUAGUAUUUUCUGUUUAUCCAUUCUGCUUUGGUCAUAUGCAUACACAAUCCCACAUUUGCAAUUGUAUAGUCAGUCUUAUUUUUAGGUUUAUAGCCUACUAAGGUGAAUUUACCAUUUAUUUACUUUGGACGACCAAAGCAAAUGGCCUAAAUAAAAUGUUCAUUGUGUUCUGUUUCUGGUGUCUAGGAAACCGCGGUGGAGUUAAUAUUUGCUGCUCACUCAACUACAGCCAGUGCUUCCACUUCGCUUAUUCUUCAGCUCCUGCGGCACCCCGCUGUGGUGGAGAAAGCCCAGAGAGAGCUGGAGUCGGAGGGUCUCGGCUACGAAGCACACAGCGCCCACAGCUGUUCCGGCAAAGAAAAUGGUCUGAAAGGUCCUCUUGCGACGGAACAAGAGGAACAUCGGCAUCUAGACGCAGAGAACACCCCGUUGGUGAAUGGGAACGGGACUGUUAAUUGCGCACUGGAUGAAAACGAAGAGGGACCGUGUUCUCGGUCUCAUAUUCCUUGUUUAACUAUGGAGAAACUGAGCCAGCUACGUUACAUUGAAUCUGUCGUCAAGGAGGUCCUGCGGUUUCUCCCGCCAGUGUCUGGAGGAUACAGGACGGUGCUACAAACAUUCGAAUUGAACGUAAGUAAAUCAUUACGCGCGCUUUUUACACACUGCGGAAGCGCACUACAAUCUUUUUAAAAAAGGUUCUGGAUAGAACCAAAAAGGUUCCCUUUUGUAGGUUUCUUUGAUCAGAACCCCAGGGGUUAUUAUUCACUGAACCGAAAUUGGUUCCAUAUAGAACCAUUGGGUUCCAUAUAGGGUUCUAUUUGGAUACAUGUUGGUUCUAUAUAGAACCUUUAGGGGUGCCAUAUAUGAAGCAUUGAACCCUUUUUGGUUCUAUCCAGAACCUUUUUUUCUAAGAGUGUAUGGAAGCUGACCUUAGAUCAACCCCAUGACCAAGCCACACCGCAUCAUACUUUAGAUAUACUGUGAUGUCGGGAAAUUAGUCCCUCAACUGGCUGGAACAUAAGCCAUUAUUCGAAAGCAGAUACAAAACCAUUUCAGUAUUUUUUCAAAGUAAUUGGGUGAGUUUUCAAUACACCAUAAUGCGUGCAGCGUUAGACAAGUGCAUCUCCCAAUCAUUGCUCCAUAUAAAGUGACCAAUAGAUUCACAUAGGCUUUGAUUUGAAAUUAGGGAUAUACUGAACUGAGGUCCCUAGGUUAAAAGUAUAAAUAACUUUGAAGCCGUCUGGAUAUCCUGCAAGGCUAGCCUUUGCCCGAUGGUGGAUGCGAUGAGAUGUAUUCUAGUCGGAUUAUUACAACUUUAUUCAUACUGAUUAAUGAUUAAUUUACAAUUGAUAUGAUUCAUAUUGAUGUUUAGGGUCCAUGUGAUAUGUUGUGAGAUACAGAUGAUACUGAAUAUGCCUUAACAUUUCUGGAAGUCAAAGAGCAUUCAGUCUGAGUGUAAAUAGGUUGUCACUUGCCAAUAGUGACCUUUACCUUGUAAAGAUUGUAUUGAAGUUGAAUUUUUGUUUUGUCUCUCUACUUCCAAGGGCUACCAGAUUCCUAAAGGAUGGAGUGUAAUGUACAGUAUCCGCGACACCCAUGAGACAGCUGCAGUGUUCCAGAGACCGGAGAUCUUCGACCCAGACCGUUUCGGGCCCGAGCGUGACGAGAGCAAGACUGGGCGCUUCAAUUACAUUCCAUUUGGUGGCGGAAUAAGGAGUUGCGUCGGAAAGGAACUUGCCCAAAUGAUACUAAAAACCCUGGCCGUUGAAGUGAUUGGCACGUGCAAAUGGACACUCGCCACGGAAACAUUCCCCAAGAUGCAGACCGUGCCAAUAGUCCACCCCGUCAAUGGACUGCAUGUGCAUUUCAAUUACGCAUAGCCUACUCCGAUAGUUUAGAGAUGUCAUUGUGUUAUUAUUAAAAACAUUAAGCUCAUACAUUUUUCGCAAUUGCAAUAUUAAGUUAUUAAAUCUGAAUACAUCAGCAAGAACCCUAUCCUGUGAGAAACAUGGUGGUCAUUGUAGAGUGGAACCAAUGCAUGGUGCGAGUGACCUGUGAUGAUCUGCUUAUAGCCAAGAUCGCCUUUUUACGCACUGGGAAAAGUGACUGCAUAGUUUUGCUUUUCUUCACGGACAUCCGGGCGCCCACUUCUAUAACAUAGCAAAUCGAAAGAUGAUAGCCUAUAUUUCAGCACCAUAAUGCAUAAUACAAUGGACGUGUAGGGCUUUCCUCUCAGAACAAACAUUAUCUGUGCUCAGGACUGAUUAUAAAUAUCCGUCUAUAAUGCGAAACUGUCUUACAGAUCUUGCACUUGGUCUCCACGAAAUACAUUCAGAAAUACCUUCCAAAUGUAUGUGUUUAUGUCCAGUAUGUAAGUAGAUAUAAAUGAGAUAUAGGCCUACAUUUAGAAAUAGGAUAAAUAAUUUGAUGUGCGUAUGAAAUGAAGUAGUAUUACAAAUAAGCUUUAUUUAUAGAACACUUCGGUUAAGUCUGUGUACAUAUGGAAUAAUAAUGAAUAGGCCUAGUUAUUUAUAAUCAAUGUAAAGCAUAGACCGUUAAAACAAACCAUAGGCCUAGAGUAUAGCUAAUUAUUCGAUUAUUUAGAGGCUAUAAAUCAAAAUGCAAUUAUAUAAACUUACCUAGAGAAAAUAACAAAUUAUUAUUAUUAGUAGUAGUACUACAUCAGUAUGAAUAAUCGCUUGUUGAUUUUAAAGCAUGAUGGAAGCGCUGUGAAAUGACCCGGUUAAGGUGGAUUCAUGGAAGGAGAUAGCACUUUUUCUCCUUUACGGAGUGUGUAUAUACAGAAUUUGUUCUAUUGAUUGAAUGUGUGUGUUUUUUGUGUAGAUUUUGCUCCUAUUAUCUAUAGAACAAUAUAAAGAGUAAAUUACAAAAAAGUGUAUUUCUGUCAUAGGAUAGGAAAUUCUACCAUACAAAAUAUGCUUUUGCUGCCAUCAUGUUAACCACAAUGUAUAGAUUCCCGUUCUAUAAAAAGACAAAUAUGAACUUGUUUAUAGAUACAAUUGUUAAGGUUUUGAUAAUAUGACAUUUGAAAAGUGUGUCAGUAUUAUCACAGUAUAAGCCUAUUCAAUAUAUUAUGAAAUAUUUUAUGUUUUUAAUAUGAGAUGC